CCUGCUCUGGAAUGGGUAUCAAAAGCUCCUGGGUUCCAUUAAAACACAAUCUAGCGCCGUAGAGAGAGAAAAAAGUGAGAAUGUGACUAUUGUUAAGAGACAGCAACAACGUCUAAGUGAUUUUAUUGCUCGAAGUGACAGUUCAUGGUACUAAGGCGUGCGUCAAGUGCAUGCGCGUAAUGCAGCUUUAGGUGCGUUCCAUCCGCGAUGCGCGCGUCUGUUUCGUCAAUUCUUGGUUUAGGACACGCGGGGGUGUGGCGACGCGCUCCGUCCCGGUAAGGGGAGGAGAGAACGGGCGGCAGAGGCGGUACUUUCCCCGCGGUUGGUUUCGCGCUAUCGGAGAGUGUGCGGGACCAGGGCUGGAAACACCUGCCCGGGGAAGCAUCAAGCCAAGAAAGCAGUCCAGUCCAGCACGGAGCCUCGCCCGCCUGGCAGACCUGCUGCGCCCGUGCGCUCUUCUUUCGGAGGGGAGCUGCACCGCAUUCCUGUGAACUAUAACUGCUUUGAAUGGCAUGUGGCUUGUAACUUUACUUCUGCUGUAUUCUUUGCAAGAAGUCAACAGUGAGGAUGUUGUCUCUACGCGGCUGUACUUUGUGAACGCCUCCCUGCAGCGGGUGACCUUUUCCAGCUCCGUGGGGGUGUCCCUGCCCUGCCCUGCGGGCGGCGCCCCCCAUGCCGUCCUGCGCUGGUACCUGGCCGCCGGAGACGACAUUUACGACGUUCCCCACAUCCGCCACGUGCACGCCAACGGCACCCUCCAGCUAUACCCCUUCUCUCCGUCCGCCUAUAACAGCAUCAUCCACGACAACGAGUACUUCUGCACCGCUGAGAACCAGGCGGGAAAAAUCCGGAGCCCCAGCAUUCACAUCAAAUCAGUGUUCCGGGAGCCAUACACGGUCCGUGUGGCUGACCAGCGCUCCAUGCGAGGUAAUGUUGCUGUGUUCAAGUGCCUCAUCCCCUCUGCUGUCCAAGAGUACGUCAGCGUGGUAUCCUGGGAGAAAGACACGGUGUCCAUUGUCCCAGGUAACCGUUUCUUCUUGACCUCAUUUGGAGCUCUGUAUAUCUCAGCGGUGCAGAAGGAAGAUGCUCUGUCCACCUAUCGCUGUAUCACAAAGCACAAGUACAGUGGUGAAACUCGGCAGAGCAAUGGAGCCAGGCUCUCCGUUAUGGACCCUACGGAGUCCACCCCGUCAGUGCUGGACAGUUUCCUGUCCGGUGAGGUGAAGGUUGGGCAAAGUGUGGAGCUGCCCUGCAUCGCAUCCGGCUACCCGAACCCCACAAUCAGAUGGUUAAAGGAUGGGCGGCCGCUGCCGGCAGACUCCCGCUGGACACGCCGCAUCACUGGCCUCACGAUUUCGGACUUGAGGCUGGAAGACAGCGGUAACUACAUCUGCGAGGUCACCAACAGCUUCGGCUCUAAGGAGGUGACGGGUCACCUUAACAUCAUAGAGCCUCUACGGGUCACCUUGUCCCCCAAGAACCUCAAGACGGGCAUCAGCAGCACAGUCAUCCUGUCUUGCGCCGUCCAGGGUUCUCCUCACUAUUCCGUGUCGUGGUACCGCAACACAGAACCCGUCCUGCCUGACCAGCACUUCUCCAUCCAAGGCGGUCACAACGAGACUUUGUUCAUUUCGGCGGCGCAGAAAAGACACUCGGGAGCUUACCAGUGCUUUGCCACGCGCAAGGCACAGACUGCUCAAGACUUCUCCAUCAUACUGCUGGAAGAUGGUACCCCACGUAUUGUGGCCUCCUUCAGUGAGAAGGUGGUCGUCCCGGGCGAGCCGUUUUCGCUGAUGUGCACCGCCAAAGGAGCGCCUCCGCCGACCAUCACCUGGACCCUGGACGAUGAGCCGGUGGCCCGCGACCUGUCCCGCGUGCGAGCCAGUCAGUACACGCACUCCGACGGGAGCACCGUGAGCUACGUCAACGUCAGCAACCCCCAGAUUCGCGACGGAGGAUUGUAUCGGUGCGCCGCACGAAACUCGGCCGGUAGCGCCGAGUACCAAGCGCGCAUAAACGUAAGAGGCAAUCCAAGGAUUCGACCGAUGAAGAACAUCACGGCCGUGGCAGGGCGCAGCUCUUUUGUAAACUGCAGAGUGAUCGGCUACCCAUAUUACUCCAUCAACUGGUACAAGGAGGGGCUUCUGCUACCUGACAACCAUCGUCAGGUGGUGUUUGAAAACGGUACCCUGAAGCUUACUGAUGUCCAGAAGGGGAUGGACGAGGGGGCGUACAUCUGUAGUGUGCUCAUACAACUGCAGCUGUUCAUCAAGCAGACUGUAUACGUCACAGUCAAAGUUCCUCCGUUGAUCCAGCCAUUUGACUUUCCGCCGACCUCCAUCGGCAAGCUGAUGUACAUCGCUUGCGUGGUGGCGUCCGGAGAUAUGCCCAUCCGCAUCACGUGGCGCAAGGACGGCCAGGAGAUCGUGCCUUCGUCGGGCAUCACCAUUGACACCAAGGAGUUCAUGAGCUCCCUGCAGAUCUCAAAGGUGUCACUGAAGCACAACGGCAACUACACCUGCAUCGCCAGCAACGAUGCCGCCACUGUGAGCACGGAGAGGCAGCUCACUGUCACAGUGCCUCCUCGCUUUGUGGUGCAGCCCAACAACCAAGACGGAAUCUACGGGAAAUCGGGUAUCCUAAACUGCUCAGUUGAUGGAUACCCACCUCCCAAGGUCAUGUGGAAGCACGGCAAAAGUGCACUAGCGGGUAUUGGGAACCCACAGCAGUACCACCCCGUGCCUCUGACGGGCCGAAUACAGAUCAUGAACAACGGCUCGCUGCUCAUCCGCCACGUCCUGGAGGAGGAUCGUGGCUUUUACCUGUGUCAGGCCUCCAACGGGGUGGGCUCCGACAUCAGCAAGAGCAUGGCGCUCACUGUUAAGAUCCCAGCCAUGAUCACAAGUCACCCCAACACCACUAUGGCCAAGAAGGGUCAUGUUAAGGAGCUGAACUGCACAGCCAGGGGAGAAUGGCCCAUCAUCAUUCGCUGGGAGAGAGGCGACACGGUCAUUGACCCUGACCGCAAUCCCCGCUACUCUAUUACCACCAGCCCCAACGAGAAGACAGACGAGGUGUUGUCUACUCUCAAGCUAAAACCAGCAGAGCGGGAAGACUCCGUCUUCUUCUCCUGUCAUGCCAUCAACUCGUACGGCGAAGGACGAGGCCUCAUUCAGCUCACCGUGCAAGAGCCCCCAGACCCUCCAGAGCUGGAGGUGAGGGAAGUGAAAGACCGCAGUAUGAACCUGCGAUGGACGCAGAGGUUCGACGGGAACAGCGUCAUCGCCUCCUAUGACAUUGAGUAUAAGAACAAGACGGAUACCUGGGAGCUGAAGCAUGCCACUCGAAACAUUUCCCCCACGAACAAUCAGGCCAACAUUGUGGACCUUCACCCGGCCUCCGUCUACAGCAUCCGCAUGUAUUCCUACAACGCCAUUGGCAAGAGCGAGGCCAGUAAGGAGCUGACCAUCAGCACCGAGGAAGCUCAGCCUGAUGGUCCCCCGAUGGACGUGAUCCUGCAGCCGGUGACUUCCCAGAGUAUCAGGGUUACUUGGAAGGCUCCCAGGAAGGAGCUGCAAAACGGAGUGAUCCGAGGUUACCAGAUCGGUUACAGAGAGAACGGCCCGGGCAGCAACGGCCAAUACAGCAUUGUGGAGAUGAAGGCCACCGGAGACAGUGAGGUGUACACGCUGGACAACCUCAAGAAGUUCGCCCAGUACGGCGUGGUGGUUCAGGCCUUCAACAGAGCUGGCACCGGGCCCUCCAGCUCUGAGAUCAAUGCGACUACACUCGAAGAUGUUCCCAGCCAACCUCCUCAGAAUGUGCGCGCCAUCUCUGUCACAUCGGACGAGGCCGUCAUCUCUUGGGCCGAACCCCCCAGGAUGACCCUGCACGGCGUUCUGAAGGGCUACCGCGUCAUCUUUUGGGCCGUCUUCCAAGACGGAGAAUGGGGUGAAAUGCAGAACAUCACCACAACUAAGGAGCAGGUGGAGCUCAGGAGUCUGGAGAAGUUCACCAACUACAGCAUCCAGGUGCUGGCCUACACACAAGCUGGCGAUGGCGUGCGCAGCAAUGUCCUGUACAUCCAGACCCGUGAAGACUACCCCGGGCCCCCAGCUGGCAUCAAAGCCGUGCCCUCCUCCGCCAGCAGUGUUGUGGUAUCCUGGUUGCCCCCUCAUAAACCAAAUGGUAUCAUCCGAAAGUACACCAUCUACUGCUUGAGCCCCGGAUCAGGCCAACCGAUGCCCAGUGAGUAUGAAGCCAACCCGGAGCUCGUCUUCUACCGCAUAAGCCACCUCAACCACAGGCAGCAAUACUUGAUCUGGGCUGCAGCCGUCACCACUGCAGGACGCGGAAACUUCAGCGACAAGGUCACCGUUGAGCCCGCCGCCAAGGCCCCUGCUAAGAUCCUAUCAUUUGGGGGUACGGUGACCACUCCAUGGAUGAAAGAGGUACGGCUGCCUUGCAACUCCGUAGGCGAACCAACACCAACCAUAAAAUGGACCAAAGACAGUGAGAACACAGCCAUCCCGGUGUCUCUGGAUGGACAACGUCUGAUCAUGGCGAAUGGCACGCUGGUGCUGCGCACUGUCAAAGCUGAAGAUUCUGGCUACUACACCUGCACGGCCACCAACACGCUGGGCUUUGACACCAUCAUCGUCAAUCUUUUAGUGCAAGUUCCCCCAGAUCAGCCUCGGCUCACUGUGUCCACUACCUCCACUUCCUCCAUCACUCUGGCCUGGAUACCAGGAGAUAACGGCGGAAGCUCUAUUCGAGGUUUUGUGCUGCAGUACUCUGUGGACAACACAGAGGAGUGGAAAGAUGUGUUCAUCAGCUCCACCGAGCGCUCCUUUAAAUUGGACAACCUACGCUGCGGCACCUGGUACAAAGUCAAGCUGGCGGCAAAGAACAGCGUCGGAGCGGGACGCAUCAGCGAAAUCAUUGAGGCCAAGACCCAUGGCCGAGAGCCCCAGUUCAACAAGGACCAACCCGUUUUCACUCACAUUAACUCCAGUCACGCCCGCCUCAAUCUGCAAGGCUGGGCCAGCGGCGGCUGUCCGAUUGAUGCUGUGACACUCGAGUUUCGCCCGAAAGGUACGUGGGCAUGGCAGAAUGUGCGCACCAAUGCCAGCAAAGAAGUGUUCCUGGCUGAGCUGCGAGAAGCCACCUGGUACGAGCUGAAGAUGAAAGCCUGUAACAGUGCCGGCUGUGGCAACCAGAGCUCCCAGUUUGCAACGCUGGAUUACGACGGCAGCACAAUUCCCCCCAUCAAGUCCCCCUUGGAAAAGAACGACGACGUCAAGAAACUGUUUUCUAUCGGCUGUCCAGUGAUCCUGGUCACUCUUGGCGUGGCGCUCCUCUUCAUCGUCCGCAAGAAGCGUAAAGAAAAGAGGCUGAAGCGACUGCGAGAUGCCAAAAGCCUGGCAGAGAUGCUGAUCAGUAAAAACAACCGAAGCUUUGACACCCCGGUGAAGGGGCCGCCUCAGGGCCCGCGCUUGCACAUCGACAUCCCGAGAGUGCAGCUGCUGAUCGAAGACAAAGAGGGCAUCAAGCAGAUCGGCGAAGACAAGGCCACCAUACCUGUGACCGACACGGAGUUCAAUCAGACCGGGAACCCGCAAAGCUUCUGCGCAGGUGUGUCCGUUCACCACCCUGCUCUCAUCCAGAACACUGGUCCUUUGAUUGACAUGUCAGACAUCAGACCAGGAACCAAUCCGGUUUCCAGGAAGAGCGUCAAAUCCGCCCACAGCAUCAGGAACCGCUACUCCAGUCAGUGGACUCUGACUAAGUGUCAGGCUUCCACGCCGGCCCGCGUUCUCGCCUCGGACUGGCGCACGGUCAGCUCGCAACACGGUAUCACCGUCACUGAGAGCGACAGCUACAGUGCCAGCCUCUCGCAGGACACAGAUAAGGGUCGUAACAGCAUGGUGUCGACGGAGAGCGCCUCGUCCACCUACGAGGAGUUGGCCAGGGCGUACGAGCACGCCAAGCUGGAGGAGCACCUGCAGCACGCCAAAUUCGAGAUCACCGAGUGCUUCAUCUCCGACAGCUCGUCCGACCAGAUGACCACAGGCACCAACGACAACGCCGACAGCAUGACGUCCAUGAGCACGCCAUCAGAGCCCGGCAUCUGCCGCUUCACCGCCUCGCCGCCCAAGCCCCAGGACUAUGAUCGCGGCAAGAAUGUAGCCGUGCCCAUCCCGCACCGCGCCAAGAGUGACUACUGCAACAUCCCCCUCUACAUGAAGUCAGACCCCUUCUUCCGAAAGCAGUCCGACCAUCAUGACCCAUGUCCAGUGGUCCCCCCGCGCGAAGCCUCCAUCCGCGGCCUGGCCCAGCGUACGUACCACACCCAGGGCCGUCAUAUGACUAUGGACUCCACAAAGCAGCAGGCCCUAACCAUGGGCCACUCUGGCCUGUCCAACCUCACGUCUUCCGGGACGUCUGCCGGAGGAGCUUCUGGAGGUGGAGGCAUGUCCGCCAGCUCUAGCUGCUCCACCCUUCCCCAGAGGACUGUCACCAUGCCGGGCUCCUCGGCCACGGGGGCCCAGAGCGCCGCUGCGGCGGCGGCGGCAGCUACCGCCGCCGCUGCCCCCGGGUCGUCAUCAUCCUCCGGUGGGGCUGUGGGGGCCACAGGAGGCACACCUGGUGGUGCCUCCUCCUCCUCUUCCUCUAAGAUGGGAGGUUCCAGAGACCCUCUUUUAGAGAGCAGCUCAUCAGGCCUAGGCAGACUACAGAAGCAGAGGGAUGGGGGCGCCGGGGCCUACUCUAAGUCGUACACACUGGUGUAGCCUGACAUUGUGGCGGCUAACUAAAAAGAUUAGCGGUCAAAUGUGGGGUGAAGAAAACACCAACCCCCACCCCGGCUCCUCACCCGUAGGUGCCUGUGCUAUGCCGGGUCGAAAGGGGCUGCUGGGACUCCCAUGAACACUGCAGUAUGGAGGAGUUGGGCGGUCUCCACAGCACAGUGGGUUGCCUUUCUUUCGGCCUGUUUGUGUUUCUCACGCAUCUCUUUAAGACACCACUUGUCAAAACGUAUCAUUUAUUUGUCGGCUUUGAUCCCCGCUCAUUGACCCCCCCAACGUAUGCACAAAAUCCUCUUCAUGGGCUGAAAGAGGUGGUUGCUUGAAUUUCAUGCCGGUUAUGUUUUAGGUGCAAAGGAACUCUUAUCACGGCAUUGCACCACAGCGGGAUGCUUUUACUGUUAUGCAUUAGCCACCCGAUUUGAUGCCGAUUGCGCCAUGAAAUGUCUUUUGCAUACAUGUAUCCUGGAACCUACAAGAAACCUGCCAGCGAGGGAAUACUCAUUCCUGGCGAUUACAAAUCCCUGAAAUAUAAUCUCACAUGUGCAGAUUCUCAAACCUACGCUGUGCGCGCGUGUGGGUGUGUAUGUGUAAAUAUAUACGGUACAUGUGCACGUGUGGCAGGCACACAGCAACGGCGGACCUUUUUCAAAGUCAAUCUGUAUGCUGAAGCGUCCAAACACUAAAACCCACAGUCCAUUUUGUAUUGAGGAAGCUGCAUUUUGAAUUUAUUUUUUAAUGAUGAUAUUGUUUGCAAUUGAAAGAAAGGCAAGGGUUAACGAGUAACUCGUAUGAUUCAUCAAGGAGCUACAAUCAUUUGUCAGUGCUGUGGUUAAGGAAUCCUUUCGUUCACAUCCCCUGACGUCAUAUCCAUACAGGCUCACUGUGCUUCGAAAAUAUGUAGAGCAGACAGACAACUGGGCUGUGUUCCCAAAUCGCUCCCUUUUUAAUCAGCUCACCAUUUUGUAGUGCUGUCAAAUACGUAGUGAGUUUAGAUUAUCCCGUUAAACAGUGUUUCCCGACCCCUCAUUAAGCCAAGAUGCAUAAAACCUCAAGAUACAGCACCAAACAAAAUGAUGACAAAAAUGAGUGCUCGAGUUUAUUUCAAAGCCCAAUUCCAAAGACGUUGGGAUGUUGUGUAAAACAGAAACCAGAACUGAAUACAAUGCCCUAUAGUGAAUUGAGUACUUAACAAAGACAGAUAUUUCUCUUAAAAAACUGAUCAACUUGAUUGUUUUGUUUUUCCGUAACAUCCGCUUAUUUUACAUUUGACGCCUGCAACAUGUUCCAAAAUAGCAGGGACAGGGUUCCUUUACCAGUGUUACAUCGCCUUUCCUUUUAACAACACCCAAUAAGUCAGUGGGAACUGACCAUGCUCAAUAUUGAGGCUUUGUCGGCGGAAUUCUUUCCAAUUCUUGCUUGAUGUGCAACAACUUCAUUUGCCCAACUGUCCACGGUCUCUUUUGUUGCGUUUUACGCUUCAUAUUGUCACACCCAUUUCCAAUGGGAGACAGGUCUUGACUGCCGGCAGGCCAGUCUAGUGCUAACACUCAUUGACUAUGAAGCCGCACUGUUUCUAACACGUGCGGAAUGUGGUUUGGCAUAGACUUUUCUGAAGUAAGUGCUGACAUCCCUGAACAAGAUGUUGCUUGAAUGCUAGCAUAAUAUUGCUUCAAAACCUCAAUGUGUACCUUUACACAGCAUUAAUGAUAUUUUCACAAGUAUGUAAGUUACCCAUGCCAUGGGCACUAUCACAGAUCCUGGCUUUUGAACAUUCUGCUGAUGUAAAUCUCAUUGGUCCUUUUCCUCUUUGAUCUGGAGGGCACAACCAUAAUUUCGAGAACAAAAAAAAAAUUGGCAGACCACAACCAGCUUUUCCAAACAGGUGUUUUUUUUUUAAAUAAUUUUUUUUUGCAUUCCUCAACUUUACCACUCUUUUGCUUCUGCCCCAGCAUUUUUUUAAUGUGUUGCAUGCACCAAAUCCAACACGAGAUAACCCCCUUCCCCCCAAAAGAAAAACAAUCAUGUUCAUUCGUUUACAAUAAAUAUCUAGUCUUUGUAGUAUGUUCAAUUGAAGGUUGAAAAGGGAAGUCAUUGUAUUUAGUUUUUAUUCACAAUCCAUUUUACUCGCGUAGCAACUUUCUUGGAAUUGUGGUUUGUAUGUCACAUUUUACAUUUAAAGAAUGAGUGUAUUUGAUUACCCCAACUAUAAAAUAUAACGCUAAUAAUAAUGAUAAUAAUACAAUUAGCUAUAGAUAGCAUGAACUAUUAGCGAAUCUCAACUUUUGGCUAUGACCUGAAAUAAUAAAAGCUCGUCCCCACACCUCAACAUACUUUCUUGGCACCAAGAUGCCACAAGAUGGCGCCAAAGCAAUACUUCCUGUAUUUACGAUUAAAGUUUUGGUUUGAGGAUAGGUUCCCUUCUAAAUGAGAGAAUAUGGUGAGGAACAUUGUAUAGCGAUGAGGAAGCGGCGAAUGAUUUUGAACACAGGAAUGCCGAGUUAGCCAACACAAAAGAGAUGACGCCGCCGUGUAUUAGUUUAGCUUUAUGCAUGGUGCUGUACCUCUUUAUUUGACUUUUCAGUUUGUCACAAUUUAUUCCCGGCAAAGCAUAAUCCCAUAAUAAAGAAUCAAUUAGGAUUAAGAUCAAAUAAAACAUUUUAACAUAGACUUGCUCCAAAUGUUUUGCAAUGAUCAAACGUAACCAAGAUCAGGACUCUCGCAAUAGAAAAAAGAUGUAUAUGUUUGUUAUAAAAUAUAUAUAUAUAUAUAUCGAUAUAUAUGUACAUAUAUAUAAAUUUCUAUUCAAAUAUAUAGUAAAUAUAUGACUAUUGAGAAGAAAAAUAGCUAUUAAAGCCGUUCAAAUUGAAAAUAUAUUCAAAAAGAUCACAUGACAAUCGCUCCGAAAGAGAAAAGAAAGAAAUGCGAGUGACUUUAACGGGUAGCACAAGUGUCCCAGCCGAGACGGGGGGAGAAAAAUGGAAGGAUGUUGAGGCGUUGCCUUCUGUCUCUCCUCCUUUGCGAUUCAGGCUGCACGUGGACGCGGCUUGGAAGAUAAAGCACAGUCAGGUCGUGGUGUGAGAUUGUGUUGCGACGUGGAAAACAAACCGUGUGUGGUAAGCUCAGUGUUGCGAAAGAAUGAAAAUGUGUGAAAACGAGCAGAGCAUACGCUGGAUGGAAAAUGUCGACACCUUUGUUCAAAUGCCAAGUUUUUUGUGACACCACUUCAUUCAGUUGCACUGGUUAGAGGUAACCUGGCAAGACCCAAUUACAACAAUGAAUGUCUGACAAGACGAGACAGAGUACAUGUGAGUGUGAGGGGCAUGAUUGAUGACCAUGAUACCUCCCCCCAGCCCCUCAAGUCUUUGUUUUACCCCUUUUACCAUUUAAGUGCAAAUUCCGAAUAUGAUCAUAAAUGUGGCGGCCCGGGGGUCCAGUGGUUAGUGCGUCGACUCACAGUGCAGAGGUCAUGGGUCCAAUCCCGGUUCCGGGCAUCCUGUGUGGAGUUUGCAUGUUCUCCCCCUACCUUGUGUCGAUUUUCUCCGGGUAUUUCGGCUUCCUCCCACAUUCCAAAAACAUUCAUGGCGGGCUGAUUGAAUACUCCAAAUUGUCCCCAGGUGUGAGUGUGAAUGGUUGUUCGUCUCCGUGUGCCCUGCGAUUGGCUGGCAACCGGUUCAGGGUGUCCCCUGCCUACUGCCCGAAGACAGCUGGGCUAGACUCCUGCGACCUUUGUGAGGAUAAACAGAUUAGAAAAUUGAUGGAUGGAUGGCUAUAGGUCACAUUGUUUAUUUCCUUCUCAUUUUUUUUAUAUCACAAAUGCCUGGCAUUUGAAUAGAGGUUUGUAGACUUUUAUAUCCUCCCGAUAGUAAGUGAGUGAGUCUGUUGUAAUUUGUUGAAUUGUUCCUUUGAAAGUUGUGUUCACCGAUUUGAUGCCAUCACGCCCAACUCGACUAUUUCGGCCUUCCACUUCGUCAUGUACGUUUUGCAGAAAACUGUAACUGUAGCUGGCCUGUUUACUUUUCUAUCACACGCGUAUUGGAGGGUUGUGGCUAAACAUGCGGGACCAAUCAAGUUGCCACGAGACACUGAUAUUAUGUCAGUUUGCUCAAAGUAAAUCCAACGUCUCCUAUCGUAAAGUCUGCCCUCUUAGAUUCAUAACUGAACCAUAACUUCAUCUUUAUCUUUUAUUUUUACAGUCAUUGUACUAUAUGAUGGAUUGUCGGUGUCUAAUGAAACAUUUACAGCCGUGUUUCCCAACCAUGAGCACAUUGCAGGGGACACGUGGAAGUCUUGAAAAAUAUAUUUCCCAGAUGAAAAAUCUGUGCGGAACAGCUGAGCCAAAAAGCACAACAGGCGCAUGUCAACUCAAGUGUCUCAUUAAAGCUCAAAUGACGGAUGAAAAGAAAGUCAAACUUCAAUUAUUAUGGGUCUGAAUACUAUUCUUGCUCAGUGUAUUGUUCCUUACGUUGAAAGUUUAAGCGCCCGUUUGAAGGUAACUUUAUUCAAAUGAGCAAGUUUUUGUCCUAAAUAAAAGAAGAAUUAUAUACAACGAAGGCAGGUUUAUUUUUAAUUUUAUUUUAAUUCACAGCUUAAGAGUUAAAAAGAAGACACUGCUUUAGAGUUAAAUGUUCAUGUUGAGGAGGAAAAAAAAAGAUUUCCAUUUGGUAAUCAGUUGUGUUACAUUCUACCUUGGGAGAAUCACAAGAUAUGUGUGUAAUGCGGUAAUGACAAAAAAGCUUUGGGGUACACAAACACAAAAAAAAAGGAUGGUCACCAUUGAUGUACAGUGUUUCCCAUAUUUAUGUUGAAAUUAGUUUAUUUUUAUUAUUUUAUUUUGUUCCUUGAUCCCACCCCCCACUCCCCAAAUGAAUCAAUAAAAUUUGCCUUACAAAACAUUGAAGCGCUACUUUAAAAAAUGAUUUAUUUUUAUUUAUUCCUGUAGCCCGGUAUUUCUCGGUACAUGCAAUCGUGGUAUGAGGACUCCCUCUAGUGGUAGAAGAAAGAAAUAAGGAAUUUAAAUUAUGAUUAUUAUUUAUUUUUUAAUCCAGUACAGUGCAUUUCUUUGGUGGUGUUCAGUUGUAUUUAACCUGUAAGUACAAUGCGUUUGCAUUUAAUCUUUAAAACGUUUUUAAAAUUAUUUUUGUUUUUAAUACAGUGUCAUACAUUUUACGUAAUUAAAUUGCCAGGUUUUAUUUCUUUUCUUCUACUGGAGCGCAAUGUUAAUGUUAAAAUUCUGCAUUAUGUUGCAUUGCAUAUAGUCUUUAGAAAUAAAAAGCAAAUAACUACCGUCAUUCCAUUCGUGAUGGUGGUCUACCUGGAGAGCGAGGAAUUGUGGGUUUUUUUGAGGUGGAGCUUGGUGUCAAAAAUUUGAGAGGCACUGAUGUCGCCGUUUUGGAAGCAAACUUUAUGGAAUCUGGAUUACUGUUGUACACCAUCUGCUGGUAAAAUCUGUUCAUAUCGCUCCAACAAGAAAAACUCCAUGAUCCAUUUGUAAUGGCCUAUGGAAGUUUUAUCACUGAACUGCUGCAUGAUUGGCCAAAUUUGAUGAAAAUAUUCAUGAAGCUCAUUUCUAAUACAUUUUUCCAUUUACAGUGGUCCCUCGUUUAUCACAGGGUUACUUUAAAAAGAAAAAUACAAUUAUGAUACUGUUUUAAGGCUGUAAACCUCACCGUUAACAUUUUCUCACAUUUCUCUCUUGAUUAAAGCUCAAACCGUUGCAAGAAAACUAAGUAGACCGUAUUAUUACUAUUAUUAUUAUGAAUUGUUUAUUGUGCAGGAUACAUAGCAUGGUGUCGAAGGAUUCAAAUUGGUCGAGGGUACUUCAGCCAUUCAGGAUGCCAGAUGCAAUGCGGAUUCCUACGCUGUACAAAAAUAGCAUGCAAAAUUGCACUCGGGAAAAAAAAAUCGUCAAUAUAGCGAGUCCGCGAAAGGUCAACCGCAAUAUCACGAGGGACCACUGUAAUCGACCGCAGGAAUCACUUUUCUUCCAUUUUCCUCUCAACCGUGGCCUUGACAUGUUUUAUUCUCCUGACACAUGCAUGUCACAGGGUGGAUAUUUCACACGAGGGACACACUUUGAACUUUGACCUGACCGAUUUGAGGUGUAAACUUGGCAUCCCCAUGUUUGGCUUAACCAAUGAGAGAGACCUCCUUCCCACUGCUAUACAGUCUGACAUCGUUUCAUUCCAUCAAUAGAAACCCUGUGUACAUAGGAAAGUGUUUUUGUAUAAAUGAGUACUAUUUUCAACAUCACUAGAUACCAGGGCACAAUGUAAACUUUAAAAUGAAGUUAUUGUAAUGAAACAAAUGGACUUGAUGAAAAAGUAUUUUAAAAAAGUUAUAGAGAAAUUGCUUUAUCUUGAUUUAUUGAAGCAAAUCAGGGUGGGCCGUGCACAAUUCAAAUAUGAUUUCUUCUUUUACGGGACCUUUUGUCGCAUUGUCUCCUUUGGUUUUUGUUUCGUUGAAGUUGGAAUCCCACUUGAGGACAGAAGCAUUUGCAUGUUGCGAACAUUCUGCUGGGUGCAAAGUGGCAAAUGCUGAAACAAGGGGUCAUGAAAACACUUUCAAAAGACGCUUGUUCCUUAAUAUUAAUUUUGCAAGCUAACGUUUAAUUUGAUUUGCAAUUGCUUGUGUUGAAAUCAACAUUUUCUUUUUCUAUGAAAAUGUAAAAAAAUAAAUAAAUACUGAACACCUUGUGCAAUAAAGCUAUCUUUUUAUGAA
Molecule: messenger RNA, 13523 nt
Organism: Hippocampus zosterae (dwarf seahorse)
Lineage: Eukaryota; Metazoa; Chordata; Actinopteri; Syngnathiformes; Syngnathidae
Product: cell adhesion molecule DSCAML1
Exons: 35
Coding region: 513-6791 (2092 amino acids)
Biological process (GO): axon guidance; dendrite self-avoidance; homophilic cell-cell adhesion
Cellular component (GO): axon; plasma membrane
Molecular function (GO): cell-cell adhesion mediator activity
Source: RefSeq, a predicted model, not a curated record